UUGUAGACAUUUUUACCUUACGGACGUGUUGGCGGAUGCAGACAAAUGGAGAACGGCAUUAACGGAACACGACCGAACCUUUUCCGUUUACCUGAUUUCUACAAGCAUUAGAAAACUGAUUUUCGCUCGCUUUAAUUUCGUUUUCAACGCAAAAAGAGUAGUGCAAUUUUAGUUUUAUUUUCAAUAAAAAAUAAUUUUCAAAUUAUAUAAAAGCCAGCGAAUUUUGAAAGAAAUGGUGAAAGAGUGAAUAUUCGCUUGAAGGUAAAUGUGUGAAAGUGUAGAUAUGUUAAUAUGUUCUUAUGUGCAUAUGAGUUUGUGCAAAAAGUGAGUGUCGCAAUGAAAGCAAGUAAGCAGAGCUUGGUUAAAGAGCAGUAAAAUCGAAAGCGAUAGUCCACAGUGGAAAUUGGGACGACGAAGACAGUAACGGAAGGAAAUUCGCUUUCUGUUUUCUUUUCGAUAGCAAUGCACUUCAGAGUGAUCUCAAAUCAAAGGACAAACUCAAAAUCAACGAAAAAGAUUUGCGCUGCCACUAAGUCAGUCAGAAAGUCAAAGCCAGAGUAGGCAUAUACUAAUAAAAAAGGAAUUGAAAGCAUAUAAAGUUAUAUGUGUUUCUAUCAGAAAGGGAGAAUGUCAAGUAGUAGAAAGCUUGUAAAAAGUACGCCUUGCAUUAUUAAAAUUCCUUUCGUGCGCAGUCAAGAGAAAAACAUGACACAAAUUGCGAAACUCAAACCCCACAAUACCAAGCGCUACCGAAAUAAGCAGCAGCAACAAUAACAACGGCAGCAACUUUUAAAUACAGCAACCGAGAAAAAAACGACAACAAAGUAAUAGCAAAGAAGGUAGACCGAACUGCGCUCAAGCACGCCAACUUGGUAACUUAAGGAAAUUCAAAUACACUCAUACAUACAUGGACACACAAAUAUGUAAAUACGUAAUCAUAGCAGAAGCUCGCGUCUCACUUUAAAAUCGCCUUCAAUGCACAACACUCGCUAAUAGUGACUGCCAAGCUGAAGUGGGACCUUAGCAGUCGUUCUUUGCGAUUUAUGUUAAGGACAAGUGGCGCCAUUUGUUCAGUGCCUGCAUCCUCGAGUCACAACUGGCACGACGACAACAACAGUAGCCAGUGAGCGUACCACAAAUGUGGUAAGGCGGCGGCGGCAGGGGUACAAGCGGUUUGUAAACAAACGAAGCCGCAACGAUUAACAAGGAUUCUUAGUUGCAUUGCCAGCCCUCCAUCUUGGGCUCGGCGUUGGUAACUCAUUCUCGGUAGGGCAGAGCAACGUUUACUACGUCAGCAGGAUAUAGGAGAAUAGUGCCGUAGGUGUUUAACACAAUAGCACAGACAACUACGACAACGACACCGACGACGACAUCGAGAACGACUCGGUACUUGAGGACAGUGACGCUGUGGUAUUCGGCUCGGCAUGGGUGACCUGCAAGCAACAAUUGAAUUUUCCGUUGAGCUCUAUAAAUUCUUCAAUGUUGACUUAUUUCAAAGAGGACUCUAUCAGGUGCGCUGCGGUCUACGUGUCUCUCCACGCCUCCCUGUUCAGGUGGAGACCAGCAUAGCAGACACACCGCAGAACAAUGCUCACACGGCGGAAAUCCACACACAGGCGCCACCAACCACAAAUGGUUGCAAUAGUGGCGAUAGCAGUGGCGGUGAUGGCGGCGGCGACAGCGAUGGCGAUGUGUUGCAGGAGCCGCGUGAACAACAACAGGAUGCAGUGCCAAGCCUGUUGCAGAACGGCGGCAGCCUAUUGUCGGGACCUGCAUGCAUAAUUAACGGUUGUGGCGCAUCGCGCGUCUUUCAGAUCCUCUACCGGAAUGAGGAAGUGACGUUGCGCGAUGUUAUACAUUUUCGCACACACUUGUUGGUUGACAGCCGUCACUUGAAGGAAUCCAUUGAACGUGCGGAAUUCUCAUUGCAAUUGGAGUUGUGGUUUGGUGAACAAAACGGCACCAGCGCAUUAUCAUUGGCCUCCACACGCACCUUACAGCUGAAUUUCCAUCCAGGUCGAGGGCUCCAUUACCAUCUGCCGGUGCUGUUCGAUUACUUCCACUUGGCCGCCAUUAGCGUUGGCAUCCACGCCAGUUUAGUGGCUUUGCAUCAGCCCUACAUAAAGAAAACACUUUUCCGUUACAUGAAACUCUGCGCACCUAAAAGCUCGAAAGCUUGGAGCGGCAAGCUGAAUUGUCGUGGCAGUAUGUCGCCCGGUCCAUUGGAGGCGGUCUUUUUCGGGCCACAAAUUGUGGGCACCACUAAGUGUAGCGGUGGUCCCGCUGGACGCUUACUACAAUCGCGUCAAAUACAUCACGAAGUGUGCAGCCUACUGUUGGGCGCAAUCGAGAAUCUUAAGGUUACACUUAACGAGUUCAGCGCCGUGCUUACGAAGAGCAUGAAUAAUCAAAUUGGCUCACCACCAUUACGCGAGAACGAUACCACUGAGCGUUUACAGCACUUAAUCGAAGAGGCGAAGCUUCACGACACCGAGGAGGAUUUCGCGAUUCGUGCCAAUUCUGACAUCGCACAGCUUUGCGCCGAGUGUAUCAUGUAUUGGAGGCGUGUCUUGCUCGCCUCCUCACAAACGGCCGUGCACACACUGCUCGCCAAAAAGCAUCAUAUACUGCGAGUGCAACGUUUCGCGGAAGGUUUCUUUGUCAACGAAAACCCGCGUCAUUCUGCGGCUGGUUGUUAUGACAGCAAUUAUCAGAAUUAUGUGGCCAUCGCGGAAAUGGCACGUCGUAGUCGUUAUCUACAGUCUCUGCCACCGUUACCAGUACACUGCACGCCGAUCGAUGGUGAUGCGAGCUCUCUGCCAUUGAUAUUUGAAGAUCGUUAUGUCGAACCGCCGAACUAUACGCGUCGUCGCACCGGCAGUGAUCCUCAUUUAAAUAGUCACGAGAGUUUGGUGAGCUCUAGUGGCAGCAACACAACGCCCAAACUACCACCACCACCAUCAACCAGCAUACUCGAUAAGACACACUCGGUUAAUAGCCUAAGCGGGCGUAGUACCAAUUCAAAAGAAUGUUCGUGUACCAUAAAUUUUGAUUAUCAGAAUAGUCCCGGCUGUGUAGCUGGCGUGCUUACACCACGUUUCGCUUUAGGUGGUGAAAUAUUGCAAGCGAGUCUAACUAUUUCAACCACAGCAGCGUCAAAAGCGCCGAGCUCUAGCGCGUUGAACCAACGACAGAUGUCACGCCACUCUGUUACCGGUCUACUUGAGGCUGACGAUGAUACAGUUAAUGCAAAGGAAUGCAGUUAUAAUACUAACAGCACUUUACCGGCGCGUCACAGCAAGUCAUUGGAUCAACUGGAUGGCACAGUCCACAGCACGCCAUCUUUACGCACUCACAGCCAUACACAACAGCUCAACAUGCAUGGUUCCUUACAAACACAAUCAGAUUCAAAUUCAAAACACUUUAGUGAUGGCGCCAGUGUAUCCAGCUUGGCUAACAAGGUUGAACAGUCGGCGACACGCAAACAUAAAGCACAGGCUGAAGAUCUCAUGCGAAAUAUCUCCGAGUUCCGACAGAAAUACAAAAACUGUGAGGAUGGUACAUGCUGUGAGCCCAAACUGCAUUUAAAUGUAAAUGGUAGCAAUCGCGCCGACGUUAGCACACUUAACCGGCAAUUUAACACGGGCAAGUUCGAUUAUUUGCACGAGAUACGUAUGCUGAACUCACCGAAGCAGCUAACGCUAUGCUCACAUUACAACUCGCUGCCAAAAUACAAUGGGAAUGGCUUGAUACCGCCACGAAACUCGUAUCCACCCAUAAAAUCGAGAAAAUUAAAUGGUUGUUUAGAGAACGAAGAAAAAGCCGCAAAGCAUAUAGCGACACCAAUACAGCAACACACUAUACCGCGUAGCAGCUCCUCGCAAGCCCUACGUCAGAAGUCACAAGGCGAUGUAAGCAGCCAAGCAGAGUAUGCAUCAACAAUACCGCGUUCGGUUGAAAUCGCACGGGUACGUGUCUCCGAUCUCAAAGAAAUGUUAAAGAACGGUACACUCAAGAAAGAGUCCAGUAGUUCUGAAAGUGAUAUACCCUCGAAAGUGCAGUCCUCGAAAAGUAGUGACAAUAAAAUGUUGUCUUCUCUUAGUGUACCAUUUAAAUUAGAGUCGCUGAAUACGACUAGCAGCGAGCAGAAUACUAGCGGUUUUAGCGAAUCAUUACCGAAUCUGGCGCCACCGCCACAAUUUGACGCUUACACAGGACAAAAGCGAAAACUUGUGCUAAGCAAUUCCACGUCGUCAUUAAGUGAGGAGAGUGGUUGGGUGUCGAGCCGGCGUAGUUCACUCGGGCCAUCUAGUCCGGAAACCAUUACAAAUAACGAAAAACAUGAAAAGAACGAACAAGCACAUAUCAAUGGCAUGGAAACUCGCCUGAACGGUGAGCAACUACGUCUUAAAUUACAACAACUAUUAGAUCAGCAAACUCAAAAGAGCAUUAAAAAACACGGCACAGCAAAACAAGCGAAUCAAAAUCACAAAACCAAUGCCGCUAACAAUGAAAUAUCGAUACAACGUAAGGUCUCAUCCGUAACCCUGAAGAUGAAACCCGACUUUAAUAGAACCGAAAUGCAUUUACGGCGCCGUCUGCAGCAUUUAACGAAUGGCGAGUCCACGGAAACGGAUGAUUUAGAAAUUCCUUCAAGGCGCGAACGCUUAAAACAUGGCAGACACGAGAAAUCAAAAUCAGAUUUCGAUCUAGCCAGUUUAAAAGAAAACACACCACUAGAGAAUGUCCGCGUACCACCACCACAGCAGUUCCAAGAUGAUUUACUACCACCCGAUGAAUUUCGUGAUCCACCAUUGCCCGGUGCACACGAGAAAUUUACGACAGAAAAAACGAACUCCACAAAUACUUGUACAACAACCGUAAUUUCAACAAGGCACAGCAACAAUAAGAAAACUCCUACCAUACAGUCCAUAACGUCGAAAACACAACAAAGUAACGAAAUCAAGUCGAUGUCGGCACAAAUACCUAAAACAAAGCUUAAGCACCAUCAAAGCUUUAACAUUAGUCCAAAGAAGAGUCAGAGUCGUUCGUCACGUACAACGACAAUGGUGUCACAAAAUCCAUACGCACUGCAAAAAUCUUCGCCCACGACGACACUUCUUACAAAACCGUCCCAAAUAAAAGAUAUCGCUGCCCCAGACCAAAGCCUUUUAAAACUCAUGGAGCCCUCGCACGCUAUAGACAACCCAGUCUAUCACAUAUACGAAUCGCUGAAACCCAUCGCCACACCCGCCAUAUUCACAAACAAACCGUUAUUAAAGUCACACAGCAUCUUGGAGCUGAAACAUAGCCAUCAGCCGUCAAGCGAACUCUACAAUAAUCACUGCAGGUCAACACCACAUCAUCAUAUCGCCAACAUGAACAAUUGUGUUACCAAUGUGACCCACAAUGGUCACGGCCACAGCCAUAAUCGCAGUCAUGAGCACAUCAACGAUCACACCAUACAUACGCAUGCGGUUGAACUUACCGAGGAUGAAAAUAAAGAGAAUACCAGCAGCACCCAAAAUAAAGCCAUAGUGGCGCGAACCGAUAGCCAAAAGUCAAACAGUUCCAAGGUAUUGGUUAAACGCACAAAAAUCACAGCUGUCAUCGGUAAUGGUCAAGAUUCCAAUGUUUCGCUCAUGGAAUUUGAAAAAUAUCGCGAAGAAUUUCGUAAACAGAUCAAAUAUACCGGUAGCAUUUAUUCGGACUUUGCUAAGCUGGCUUCCGAACUGCCGUACUUUAGCAUUUGCGAUGAGUAUCGCACAUUUUCGCCCAACGGUAUGCAUUUAAUUAUCUGUGUUCACGGGCUGGAUGGAAACGCCGCCGAUUUGCGACUAGUGCGUACCUAUCUUGAGCUCGGUUUGCCCGGCGCAAAUUUAGAGUUUCUAAUGUCGGAGCGCAAUCAAGGGGAUACCUUCUCCGAUUUCGAAACAAUGACCGAUCGGCUUGUAGCUGAGAUACUAUAUCAUAUAGAAACAUGUGGUCUGAAUCCAACACGCAUUUCAUUCGUCGCACACUCUUUAGGCACGAUUAUAGUACGUAGCGCUUUGGCGCGUUCGCAAAUGCGUCCUUUACUACCGCGUCUACACACAUUCCUAUCGCUGUCCGGACCACAUUUGGGUACGCUAUACAAUACUAGCGGACUUGUCAAUAUGGGCAUGUGGUUCAUGCAGAAAUGGAAGAAAUCCGGCUCACUUUUACAGCUUUGUAUGCGUGAUACAUCGGAUCUACGUAAUACGUUUUUAUAUCGUCUUAGUCAACGCAGCACCCUGCAUCAUUUCAAGAAUAUACUGCUCUGUGGUUCGAGUCAAGAUCGUUAUGUGCCAGCGCAUUCAGCACGUUUGGAGCUCUGCAAAGCCGCCAUACGUGAUAACUCCAAUCUGGGCACGGUUUACAGGGAAAUGAUACACAACAUAAUCGCACCGAUAUUGGCUCGGCCCGAAUUACAGUUAGCGCGUUAUGACGUCCAUCAUGCACUUCCGCAUACAGCAAAUACGCUCAUCGGUAGAGCAGCGCAUAUUGCUGUACUCGACUCGGAAUUAUUCAUAGAGAAAUUUUUACUGAUUGCCGGCUUAAAAUAUUUUAGUUAACCAAGAAAUAACUAGAAAUUUACUAAUUACAAAUAGAGAAGAAAAAAGUGUAUUUGCUUAAAAAAUACAUGGCACGAAUAUUGGGUCACUUGUUGGACUCUGUUUAGUUAAAAGCUGGUUUCUAGUCGUAGUUGUUGAUACACGCUUUAGAGGUAGAUAGGUACAUAGCUGGUAACGGAGGAGUCGCAUUACACAAAAAGAAAAAACUAUAGCAAAGGAUUUGAGUAUUAGGUCGACGUACAAAUUUUAUUUAUAUAUAUUUUGAAAAAAUAAUCGAAAUGAGUUACUUUCACCUUGCUCAGUUAUAGGUUGGAAAUUUCGGAAUAUAUUUGGCUUGUUGCAAAGCGACUCCAAUAACAUAAUCUUUCUUAAUUUCAAGGAAAUCUUGAAUAUCGUGAAUAUACUGAAUAUGUGAAGUUUUAUCUCAUUUUUCGAAUCGAGAAACAUGCACUGGUAAAAUGAGACAGCUGGAUUACCCUGAAUCAUACUUCAUGUGCUCAUUUUAGAAUAUCUAAUAAGAUCAAGUACUGACCAUCAUCUAAAUGCUAUUAAUGAUCAGUAAAGUAUGAGAAAAAAAGGGCAUACAUUUUAAUGAGAAGCCGUAAGUUUUUGGAGAGAGUUUAUUAGCAGGCAGCUGUUCGAAGACAAUCAAUAUAAAAGUAAACAAAACCAAAUUGAUUGUAAUUAUAUUAUAUUCGAGCUUCGAGACUAAACAUAGAAAUAUAGACCGCCAGAUGUUCAGUACACGAAAAGUCGAUAUUUCUCUGAAAAUAUACUGUUACCGAUAAUUUGUUCAGCAAUUUAUAACGAACAUAGUCAUUAUCGGAAAAUCAAAAAA
Messenger RNA from Bactrocera oleae (olive fruit fly), 7431 nucleotides. The record is from RefSeq and is a predicted model, not a curated record. NCBI's taxonomy places the organism in Eukaryota, Metazoa, Arthropoda, Insecta, Diptera, Tephritidae.